This is a messenger RNA of Aspergillus ochraceoroseus IBT 24754, 1447 nucleotides long. RefSeq lists its product as uncharacterized. The transcript has a single exon. NCBI's taxonomy places the organism in Eukaryota, Fungi, Ascomycota, Eurotiomycetes, Eurotiales, Aspergillaceae. The record is from RefSeq and is a predicted model, not a curated record. Bases 474 to 1103 code for a protein of 209 amino acids.
UUGACAUUGCUGGAUCAUGCAAAUCCAGCUUUCCCUCAGCCCCGCCUUUGCCUUUGCCUCUACCCCACCAUGAGCUCCUCUCUCGAGGCUAAGAUUGUCGUCUUGGGCGCGCAAGGUACGUCUCCAACGACCCUAGUGCUCUUCUAAUGCAUAGUUAUAAAACGAGCGAACGAACUGACUAACUUUAUUUUAAUUUUUUUUUUUUUUUUAAAAAAAAACUAGGCGUAGGCAAAACCUCCCUCGUCCAACGCUACGUCAAGAACGCCUUCAAUGCAGCCGCAACAACCUCCACUGUAGGCGCAUCCUUCGCCACCAAGCGCGUGCUUGACAGUGCCUCAGACACCAUCGUCCGCUUGCAGAUCUGGGACACCGCCGGCCAGGAACGCUUCCGGAGUAUUUCCCGGCUUUACUACCGAGGCGCGAACGCCUGUCUGCUCUGCUACGAUAUCACCGAUGAACAAAGCUUCCAGGAGAUGACCGGGUGGCUACUUGAGUUGAAGAAGAACCUGGGGGGCGGCAGCGACGAUGGCGACAACAGCCCCAUUGUGAUUCACGUCGUUGGCACGAAAUCAGAUAUUGUCGCCCUGGACCCGGCGCGGAGACGGGUGCCCUUUGAACGGACAAUCGCGUAUGUUGCAGAACAGCUAUAUCCGUCGCGUGCGUCGACACCGCCGCCUACCGCGGGGGGCCGUUCAUUUGGGCAUUCCUCUGGCGCGACGUUGCAGGGGAUAGAUAGUAAGCGGAGUAGUGGGUUCUGGGGCCAGGAUAUUGGGUGGGACUGUUGUCAUGAAAUCAGCGCCAAGGACGGCGAGGGUGUCGAGGAGGUGUUCCGUGUCAUUGCGCGGAAGUUGGUCGAGCAGCGCAAUAAAAGGGAAGCAGGCAUUGCGGGGAUGAUGUCACCCGGUUCAUCGUCUGGGGUGGAUGGGAUUUCAUCUGCUGGGUUUGGUGCGAACGGACCGUUUGAUGGCAAUAAUUCUGGCGGAAGUUUCCGGAUUGGGGUUAAUGAUAAGCGGCGCAGUUGGUUGAUGUUUCCACCUAGCAGUGUGGGGGAUGAGGGGGAUGAGGCGCUGGAGGUUGUGAAGAAGAGGGGGAGAUGUUGUUGAUGAUGGUUUUUGUUGACUGCCACCUUAUUAUACCAAGGUCGUGGGCUGUUGGUUUUCGUCGUGCACUUUUUCUUUUCUUUUCUUCUCUUGUCUUUUCUUGUCUUUUCUUGUCUUGUCUUUUCUUUCUCUUCUUUUCUCUUCUCUUCUUUUCUCUUCUCUUCUUUUCUCUUCUCUUUUUUUCUUGGUCUCUUGCAUCCCAUGCAUCUUAUCUGUUUUGCAACAUGGCUGGCUUGGCGUUUUCGCAUAUCCCCUUUUUUUCCUUUGCUGAUUGAUGGGCUGGCUUUCUUUCGAUCUUGUUCAUUCCGACACCAGAUACAAUGUUGGUAUGGUUGGAUACAGGAGUA